AUGGAGAAUUUAGAGGAUUUAUUUGCCGAUUCCUGUCACUUUGAUGCGGAAAGGCUUUCUUCUUCACAUUCACAAAAUAAACAAACAGUUUCAUCGCCGACGAUGACAGCUUCUUUGCCUCCCGAGAUUGAAGAAGGAAACAUUGAAUACAAAUUUUUAGAAACAAUAGCUUUAACCCUUCUUUUUUCUUUCUUCAUUUCUUUUCUUUCCUUCUUUUCUUUUCUCUAUGCUUCAGUUUUCUCCAAUCACGCUCCUCUCCGCUUUUCUCCACCACCCACUUCUUUCCCCACCCAAUCCACUUCUUUAACCACCUCUCACCCUUUUUUGAACUCCUGCCCACACUACUUUUUUCUUUCUAUCUUUCUUCUCUUUUCUUGUCAUCUCUUUUCUUUUCAACUUUCUUCUUCUUCUCUUUUCUGUCCAUCUUUUUCUCCUCUUUUCAUUCCAUCUUUCUCCUUUUUUCUUUCCAUCUUUCUUCUUCUCUUUUCAUCUUUCUUCUUUUCUUUCCAUCUUUCUUCUUCUCUUUCCAUCUUUCUUUUUUCUUUCCAUCUUUCUUCUUCUCUUUCCAUCUUUCUUUUUCUCUUUCCAUCUUUCUUUUUUCUUUCCAUCUUUCUUUUUUCUUUCCAUUUUUCUCCUUUUUUCUUUCCAUCUUUCUUCUUCUCUUUCCAUCUUCUCUUUCCAUCUUUCUUCUUUUCUUUCCAUCUUUCUUCUCUUUCCAUCUUUCUUCUCUUUCCAUCUUUCUUCUUCUCUUUUUUUCCAUCUUUCUCCUUCUUCUCUUUUUUUUUCCAUCUUUCUCCUUCUUCUCUAUUCUUUCCAUCUUUCUCCUUCUUCUCUAUUCUUUCCAUCUUUCUCCUUCUUCUCUAUUCUUUCCAUCUUUCUCCUUCUUCUCUAUUCUUUCAGUAG
Molecule: messenger RNA, 903 nt
Organism: Acanthosepion pharaonis
Lineage: Eukaryota; Metazoa; Mollusca; Cephalopoda; Sepiida; Sepiidae
Source: the annotation of a GenBank genome assembly